This is a messenger RNA of Hyaloperonospora brassicae, 1107 nucleotides long. The record is from the annotation of a GenBank genome assembly. Lineage: Eukaryota; Oomycota; Peronosporomycetes; Peronosporales; Peronosporaceae.
AUGCCCUCAACGCGUCUUCGGUCCGUGCUCUGGACCAACAAUGGCCUGCAGCUCAUUGACCAGCGCAAACUGCCAGCAGAGCUCGUGCUACUACAAUGCCACUCGGUCGACGACGUCACGCGCGCCAUUGCCGAUAUGGCCGUGCGGGGCGCGCCGGCCAUUGGCGCGGCUGGAGCCUUUGGACUCGCACUGGGGGCCAACGCCUUUGUCGCGACGCACAAAGCGCACGGGGCUGGCGCGAUAGCCGACUUACUGCAUGCAGUCGACGAGGCGAAAGCUACGAUCGAUGCGGCUCGACCGACGGCUGUGAACCUCACGUGGGCAACGGACCGUGUCGUGCAAGCGCUUCGUCUCAAGGCCCAGAGCGAAGCGCCAGGGACAGUCGACGAUCUCGCAGCGUAUGUGCUGACGGUCGCUCAGGCCUUAGCGGAAGAGGACGUGGCGAUCAACAAGCGGCUGAGUGAGUUUGGCGCGGCCAUUGUGCCGUCAGGGAGCAACAUCCUGCACCACUGCAACACGGGCGCCUUGGCGACCGUGGACAUUGGCACAGCCAUUGGCGUGAUCUACGAGUGUCAUGCCCAGGGCAAGAGCAUCCACGUGUGGGUGGACGAAACGCGGCCGCGGCUGCAGGGCGCGCGUCUCUCGGCUUGGGAACUCAUGCGCGAACAAGUGCCCAUGCACCUCAUUGCUGACAAUGCCGCGGGACUGCUCAUGCUCACGGGCAAAGUCGACGUCGUGCUCUUUGGUGCCGACCGCGUCGCAGCGAAUGGCGACGUCGUGAACAAAAUUGGCACGUACAAACUCGCGGUGGUCGCGCACGAGAACAACGUGCCCGUGUACGCCUGCGUGCCAACGAGCACCGUGGACUUGAGCUUCCUCGAAGGCAGCACCAUUCCAAUUGAAGAACGCAGUGCCGAGGAAGUCGCGUGCGUUCAAGGCGUGCGGAUUGCUCCCGAAGGCUGUCCAGUGUUCAACCCGGCGUUCGACAUGACGCCGAAUCGAUACCUCACUGGCAUUAUCACGGAGGAAGGCGUGUGCUACCCGCCAUUCGAGCAAAGUCUUGCACAGGCCGUAGCUGCUGCGGAGAAGCGCCGGGCUGAAGCAUAG